Messenger RNA from Ostreobium quekettii, 306 nucleotides. The record is from the annotation of a GenBank genome assembly. NCBI's taxonomy places the organism in Eukaryota, Viridiplantae, Chlorophyta, Ulvophyceae, Bryopsidales, Ostreobiaceae.
AUGCUUUCUUUGUUGACGCAUGUGUCUUCUCAUGAUGCAGCCCUGUAUGGUCAUUUUGAAGCAGCAACGUUGGCAACAGCCACGGAUGAAAUGGCCGCAGGACAUCACAGAAGUUGCAAGCAUGGGCAGUUUGUUCACCUUGCCAAGUUUCUGGAGCAUUGUUGUGCAGAUUUUUGUGCUUUGAAUUAUGACAGCUGCCAUCCAUCCAUGCACAUGUGUUUGUUGUGGCUGUUCCCAGUGAGGCUUAACAUAAAUGGUGUUAUGUGUCCUCCCUGUGCUGGUACAUCUGACAAAUCCAAUAUCUGA